Messenger RNA from Spirometra erinaceieuropaei, 9919 nucleotides. Lineage: Eukaryota; Metazoa; Platyhelminthes; Cestoda; Diphyllobothriidea; Diphyllobothriidae. The record is from the annotation of a GenBank genome assembly.
AUGCCAUCUGUGAUUUGCACUGUAGCCGUUCAACGAUACAUCUACUAUCCCUGCCAAAUGGAGUUGGAGGAGGCCGUUAUGAACAAACCGGAAAGGGCCCUUGCAUUCAUUCUCGCCUAUUUGAAGUAUCGUGGACCUUUCUUCACCUGGAUAAUGCGCAAUGGAGAAGACGGCAUGGCCACUGGACGGUGAGUACGCCGAGGCAGUGGUUCUUUUGGUCAGAUGUUGUCACUGUGCGGGUGCGUAUUAAUUUAAGUGUCUAAAAAUUUGCAGAACACCAGAUGUUUUUGAUUGGUUAGUCAACAGGACCAACACAAUUGGUGUCGUCAGCACCCAAAAUUAGAGCUGCGACAGCAAAACUACAAUAGACUCAAAGCCUAACAGGAAAUUGCGUAGAACAGUUUGUCUUUUCAGAUUGGCAAGGCUGAGAGAUCCGGGUUGAUUAUUUGAAAAAGAGGAAGAAGAAGAAGAAGAAGAUGGGCUCACCGGAACAGGUUUAUAUAGAUGCUGACGUUUCGAAGAGCUUGAUCGGCUCUCCAUUGUCAAAGCGUCAAGUGCACUUAAUCGACCAUAAAUCCCAAGUGGCGUGUCACGUUGUUCGGCCUCGUGCUGAUCUACUUUUCUCUCCUCUCGCUGCCUCGGCCUCUCGGGGGAUGGUUGAGGGGCUGGUUGACGGAGUUGCACGAUGACUAGGCUAAGCAGGUGAAGGUCGCCGCAGAAUCACGUCAUCUUAGUAAGUGCGACAUUUUUAAUAGCAGACUCGGGAAAAAUGCGAACUCGCACGGCUAGGAAACUCAGAUAAUCAGAAGAAAAGGUGGCAAGCGAACGUCGUUUCAGAUAAUUUCUCGUCAGGCCAGUACAAUUAUAUGGGACGGGGUACAGUGAGUGGAAAAAAUCGAUAAAAUUCAGUUUCAAAAACUAACUUUUAUCGAUUUUUUUCAUUCACUGUACUCCGUCCCGUAUAAAUGUACUGGCCUGACGAGAAGUCAUCGAAAGCAACGUUCGCUCGCUACCUUUUCUUCUAAAUAUAGCUAUGGAUAUUUUCACAACUCCAAAACUCUGGUGACUUUAAAAUACCGACCUGUCGAUUUAACGAGGGGGGGGGAACCUGCUACUAAUGUGACCGGAUUCUGUUGUCACGGCAUCACGAAACAAUGCGACCUGCGAUUGUCGGUAUGACCCGCAGCAGCCGUUGGCCAGCCGUCGGGGUCUGGCUAAGAGGUUCAGCGGCAGAUGAACUUUCUGAUAUUACGAUCAAAGCUGCCUUGUCAUGGGCUGCGAAACGUGACAUGUACGCGCUAACAGCCCAAGGUAUGUCCGCAUGUUUGAGCCCUACGGUUUCUACUCACAAACUGACAGCGUCUAAAAGGCGAAAUUCCGCUGUCGACUGGAAUACCGGCCGUUGGCAACACAAUCACUCCUCAACAGUUCGCAAGGUUUAACCGCCCAAGUCAACUAGCCGGCAUGGAGCUAUUUCUUAAUGCCCACCCUUCAAUCCCUGUUCAAGUUGAUGCCGUCGUUGUGACUGGAAAGCUGGCAGAUGUGUAUAAGCGAGAUCUAAAGAGGCUGCUGAAUCAUAAAUGCAAUUAUUUGAUGUGCCCAUAUGUCUGGAUCGCAGGGCGGGCCUUUUGUAGCCUGAAGUACGUCACAGGCUUAACUCCAAAGUGUUGGAACUGGGAUGCCGGGCACCAAAUAUACCUGUUGGAAACUUAAAUACUUAAGGGGUCAUUUUAUAUGAAGGCCCUCAUUCCUGGUUGAUCGCAUGGAACCAUUCGGAGUCAUUUUGCUUUUGAAAGGCCUCUCAUACUGAGGGUCGAGCUUUGCUUAGGUAACCUCAUGUGGACACGAAUGCGGUAGGAUUAUAUUCGAUGAAACCACAAGACACGACCGAUCCUGAAUGCCUCUAUAUACCCUCACAAUUUAGAACUGUAUGAUAUGACAGAGUACUGCAGAACUAGGACUACAAGAGCUAGAUUUACUUGCCUGUAAUUGGGUCCUCGCAUGAAAUUCGUUGGUGCGCGAUGUUCUUAUUGUCAGCACCUUAACUUACUAAUUGCAGUGCCCGCUGUACGAGUGCGUCAUGUCAGAACUUGUUGGUGCGAUGCAAAAACUAAUCUACUAAUUAGCAGUUAGUAGUGUCUUCGUCACAGCUAAAAAACAUCGGUCAUUGAAGAAUCAAGAGUGGCGUGAACAUUUUCGGUAGGCCUUAGCGACAAGCUCAUUUAGUUACUUUGUUCACACAACCCUGUCCGCUGUUUCUCCUCCAAAAUUGUCCAAAUUAGGUGCCUGUCAACGCAUGCACAGUUCAUGCUGACUCAUCUACCCGACCUGGACUUCAGUGCUGCAAUUCACAUUGGCCGUCACCUAAACUACUUACUCACAGUUUCUCAUGGUCACAACAUUCACUACCUGAAGGGCAUCGUCGCCAAGGUCUGGGGUCCACUUUAUUUGCAUGUUGAACUCGAACGUGUCACGUACCCGAUGAAGCGUCUCACUGAGCGGGAGAAGGUCUAUCUGGCUACCGAGGUAAGCUGAGAAUUUUGUUUUCUGUAAUUAUGAGGUGAAAGGCCCUGAGAGCUGAGUGCCGGAACAUUACUUACAAAUAUUUGGGCCACAUACUGUCCGUUCGACCGUCGUUGCCGACGAUGUCCACUGUGUGCUCCACAACAGGGCGAGACCAGGGAUGGUAAAGUAAUUUAAAGUGAAAAUAGACUUGCACAGCAUCUAUCACACCCUCUCCUGCCCCCUCACUUGGGCCCGGUGUCAAAACGGAGACAAGAAGAUUGGAAACGGAAGAGGAGACAGGUGGUUUGCACGAAGAAAACCACACCUAGAUGAGCAAUCAAAUCCCCUCGUCCACAGCAAACACUGACAAGGAUUUUACACAACAAGAGGCAAAAUGGACGACUCGGAUCCUACGGAGUGAGAGUGCCAUAGGGUUUACAUUAAGAGGAGGCCAUUGCAGCCUGACAAUCAGUACAUUAGUUGGCCACUUCGCACAAUCACACACUGGGCUGACUGCGAGGUCUGGGUCCCAUCAGACCGGACAGUUAUUACUAACUUUACUAGAUUUCCAGUUUUCGAUAAACUGGGGAUUGUCUAGUGGGGCCAGUUUUAAUUAUUCAAGCGUCACCCUGCUUGAAAUUAUUUUAACCUGUAAGCGUGUGAAUGAACAAAGUAUGGGCGAGCACCUCGACAGAGAGCCUGCUUAAUUAAACUGAGGCGACCCUCAGGACAUCACAGAAGAUUGUUUGCCCGGUGCAUUUUCCUCACCAUAAGCAGUCUGGCGCUCUUGAGACUGCCACAGUGCGCUGUGAAGGUUGCCAACUGACGGGCCUACUCAGACCUCUCAAUCAGUCCAGUGUGUUUUUGCGUAGAGUGGUCGAUAAGUGAACUGACUGUCAGGCUGCAAUGAUUCCGUCUUAAUGUCCUCUCUAUCGCACUCUCAUUCCGUGAGAUCCGAGUCGUCCCCCUCGCCUCUUGUUGUGUGAAAUUCUUGUCAGUGUACGUUAUGGAUCAGGGGGUGUCGUUGCACGCCUAGGUGCGGGUUUGCGCCGUGCAGGCCACCUGCGUCAUCUCCGAUCUCCCAAUCUUCUUUACUCCGUUUUGUGAUCGGACCCAAGUGGGGGAGGAGAGGGUGUGGUAGAUGUAUCGAAAGUCUACCAGCACUUUGAAUUAGAGUAGGUGGGCUAACUCAUGCAAUCUCAAAAGACAUUCAUAAAUGCGUGUUCGCUUCGAAAAGAUUGAUUAAGUGGGGUUGUAAAACUAGUCGGCUUGCAGCAUAAUUCUAUAAUAUUUCAGUUACCUCAGGAUGCCGGCUUUCGAAUGAACUUCCUUCUGGCUGCAUGUAACAACUAAAUUCUGUGAAAAAUGACUGCUUAAGUAGCAUGCAUUUUCUCGCCAAUUAGCGGUCCCCUUAAAAAUUCAAUUAUAUUUUAUGUGAAAAUGCAUAAAAAUAUUCCUUCUUUCGCUCAUUCGGUGGAAAAUUACCUCUUCUUUCAAUUUUAUACUCGAAGACGGACGUAAUUCAGUUUUAAAAAAGUUUCUAAUUGUGAGACUUUAAUAUCGUGAAAUGUCUUUGCAUUUACCAAUGUGGCUUCCAAAGUUAACAAUAUGCAUCAAAUCCAAUGCAAAAUUUUAUGAGCCUCAUAUGGUUUCCUCUUAAAACCGUGGAGAAAUGUGUGGUUUUCCGUCCGCGGAAAAUAUACGGCUUGUAGUUUUGAAACCCUGAAUGCAAGUGUGACGGCAGAGCGGGUUCAAAAUUAUUAGGAAAUUUCUAAAAGUUUUAAAAACCAAAUAAUAUCAUUCCUUCUAGUAUAAAAUUGGAAAAAGACAUAGUUUUCUACCGAAUGAGCGGAAGAAUGAAUAUUUUUAUGCAUGUUUUCUAUGAAAUAUAAUUAGACUUUUAGGGACGUCGAAAGUCAAUGAAAAAAGUGCAUGCCAUUUAAGUAGUUAUUUUUUAGGGAGUCUGAUUUUUGGAUGCAACCAUCAAGGAGUUUGCUCGAAAGCCGGCGUCCUGGGGUGACUGAAUUAUUAUAAAACUACGCUGCAGGCUGACUAGUUUUACAACCCUACUUAAUUAAUCUUUUCGAAACGAAAACGCAUUUCGGAAUUUCUGUUGAAAUUUCAUGAGUUAGCCCACUUAAUGUAAUUUAUGCUCAAGUCACCAUCUCCGCUCGCAACCUGUUGUGGAGCACAUCGUUGGCAACGAUGAUCGACCUGUCAAUUGUCAGCUCGACUUUGACGUACAAGGUGAAGGCUUAAUAGUAUGAUUUCUAUGCACCUCCUACUUGAGCAGGACCAUAUGGGCCAUUUGCGUUUUCCACUGACUCCUUUUCCGUCGAAGGUGAACAUCCACUACCGUCUACCCUUUCCUUCCUCGUCGCAUUUCCAGUCUAGGAACAAAAAUUCUGAGUGUUGUCAAACUUUUUUGCUGUCAGAAUGGUAGACGUAUCCCCUUGUUAAGCCAGUACUGUCGACGACGGCCACCAUCACCAAACUGAACUUUUAAUCAGUAUACUGAACGGAGACCUUCGGCAAUCCCGGUAAGGAGAAUGAGGUGAUGCUUGAGCAGAUUUUCAGUUACAGUUGCCUUCACUGGGCGGGAAAGAGUAAACGUUGGUGAGGGGUCUAGCUUUAUUUCGAAAAAUUGAGCCGGGUCCAGAAGCGGAGCUGUGGUUGACGACUGAGCAAGGAAUUUGCUGGCCGGGAGGAAUGUGCGUUUCACAGCUGCCACAUCAAAUGCCCCAUCCACUAGAUCUGAUACUGUAACCGCAGGUGCCAGAGGAUAAUUGAAUCAGCACAAACUUCUCGUUUUUGGUUUCUCUGCGUGGUCUGAGUUUGCGUUAGUCAGUUUAAUCAGUUUCAGCAAAAUUACUUUGGCAGGCGGAGUUAGACGUGGAUAUGUUCGGUCAGGAUGAUUCUUCUCAAAUGUUCGAUUCCAAUUCGAGCAGGAGUGGAGUGAUUGGUCAGUAACAUCGACGGGACUGUUGAACAUGGCUCUGCUUUGCGUGUGAAUCCCUCCAAAUUAAUUCACACCCUGAAUAGGCGCACCCCGAGAGGACACGUGGGGGGGGGGGGGGUUGAUUGUGGUCAAAAGUGUUCCCUAUAUUCGCGUUUUUGCGAUCUUGAUGGUUCUUGUCAGUAUUAUCUAUCCGAUUGACUUUGGAAAUUGCUGUACCAAAAAACACCGAAGUUCAUCAUGUCCGCUGAUCACCUGAGGAUCUUCCAGGACACACAGAUGAUCCCGACGCACUUCGAUGUGACAUUUACGACGUCGGGGGGGGGGGGCUGUUUUCAUGUCUCUUCUUCGUAAGGAUCACAUUUUUUGGGUAUCAUCGUAGGAGAGGCGAUUGGGCAGGCGUUCAUAAGACAUGUUUGCGGAGCAGCUGCUCCACUGAACCUAGAUUUUUGUGGCCAUCGUAAAGAUACUGUUGAGUGGUAUCUGCUUUCGUCUUUGAAGAUGGGUCCGAGCAGGAAUCCGAAACGUCAGGCUAAUAAGCCUCUUGUCCCAACGAUCGUGUCUUCUUCUUCAAUACUGUUGACUGCUGGCAUAUCUCUUUGCUACUGCAUCUUCACCGCUCUCCGAGGACAACUAAGUUGAACGUUGUUAAACUUCCGUGAUUUAUAUUUAAGUUGUCCGAUCUUCUGUAUUGCACGGAGACUUUAUGCCAUCUGCUACCAUGUGCACAUUCGGUUGGGCGUUGGAAGGACCUCUUCUGAAUUUCGCAUGUUUAGUGGAGGCCGACCGGAGCUCUGAGCGGGUUUGGAGAUCCAAGGUAAUCUUUCAUCGAUUAUAAUGAGGUCUCUUUAGAUGAGCCGCCAACCUAGGCUAACUUUUCUACGACAAUGAUUGAGAGUCCCCUGUAUAACGUCUUCGGUGGCGUUUGACACAUGAUGACUGUUUUCUCCGGUUUCAUGUUAAAUCCGAUGUUAGAGUACCUGAUUUUGAGGGGUUCCAGACAUUUUCGUCUUUUUAUCUUGCCCUGAGACAUUUACGUGACGGUGUGCAUUAAAGGGAUGCAAAAUGGCCUCCUAUAUGUUAGACAGCUAAUUUCGAUCCUAGAUAAACGAAAUUUCGACCAUCACGAAUGAUGAUCUCCACCAUAGGUAAAAGAACCGGAAUACGAACCCCUCGCACUACAGACGGCCCUGCGCCAAAUGCCAGAGAGAUUAAGAUCAGAUCAGAAGAAGAAGCGAUCGCUGGAACAAGGGCUUUAUUCGCCUGACGUUUCGGAUUCUCACCUGAAUCCAGCAUCAGAGACAGUGGCAGAAAAGGGUGACUCGUGCACAGGAAGUUGCAGUAUUUAUAGGAUGCAGUCGCUACGCAAGAAUUUCGGCCUUAUCGCGAGAGGGGAUAAUCACAUAAGCUUCGAGUUGUGUGAGUCAUGGUUCACGGGACCUCAGUCUUUCAACAAGUGCAACGACAACCCAACUCCAUAUUCCCUUCUGAGGCAUAGGCUGGCCAAAGUAAUUGACCACUCGCGGAGCGCGCAAGCCAAUGAGCCAAGUGGCCGAGCAAUCAUCACGUCAGGAUCCAACACAGGCGAUGAGAUUUCGGCAAUUGACAACUUGCAUGCCGGUCAGCAAGGCAGUAGCGCACCAGCGGGCAACAAUCCUUGAUGAAGGGGAGCGCGGUUAAUUGCUAUAGGUAUGCGGUAGCAUAGCGACUGCAUCCUACAAAUACUGCAACUUCCUGUGCACGAGUCACCCUUUUCUGCCACUGUCUCUGAUGAUGGAUUCAGGUGAGAAUCCAAAACGUCAGGCGAAUAAAGCCCUUGUUCCAGCGAUCGCUUCUUCUUUUGAUCAACUAGUUCCUGGGACUCGCAUCUUCGCUUGUAUCGGCAAUUAAGACCAGAGUUAAGGUAGGAUUAAUGUUAUGCUUAAGGCCAAGGCUGGGGUUACAGUUAAGAUUUAAUUUAAUGUUAGGUCACGGGGACGGGUACUCUUCGUGAAAUUGAGCCCAAUGCCACCUGUUUACUGGACGGGCUUCCUAUUCUCCGUGUCCUACCCCAUCCUACUGGGGAUGAGAUGGGACACAAAAAUCAAUUUGGCGUAAAAGCCCUCGUCUGCGUGCGUCACAUACAUUCGCCAGCCUCCCACUCCAUGCGAACCCCGACUCUCUCAAAAAAGUGGAAGAUGCCAGUUCGGCCGUCGUUACUGACGACUUACACCGUGUGUCCCAAAGCACGGUGGACGCAGUGACGGCGACCUAAUCGAGAAUUAGACUUGCGCUGCAUCUACCACACUCUCCCCCCUCGACCAUAUAAUUCAGAAGUGUUUUGGCGAAUUUCUGAAUUACGUGAGCCUGGUAGUCCUCCGAUAGAUUCUAGAUGCAUUACUUAGGAAAUCCUGCUUGGGCAGGCAGCUUACCGUGUCAGAUUUGGUGAAUUGCAGACUUUGCAGUAGGUUGGGCGGGUAAACUUGGCCCAGAUGUGAUAAAAAUUGCGUCGUCCGGUGGGGCCGCGUAGCUCACAUGGUUGGGGCGUCGGCUGUACCCAAUCCUCCCCUUAUUGUCGUGGGUUCGAAUCCCACCGAGGCACUGAGUUUUUCACAUUUGGGUCAAAUUGAAGUAAUUAAUUUUAUCAAACGGCAGAAACGGUUACCGAUGUUAUUCAUUGGUUCAGUCAUUGAUCCAGUUCAUUCUGCGUCUUGCGAUUUUCUACACAGGCAGAUGCACUCUCCUCACUCUGCCAGGAGGCAGCAUUGACCCCACAGUUGUGCGACAAACGCGUUCGUAUGAAAAGGGAGUAUAACGUCAUACUGAAGUCAAGGUCACCUUGAUGGCAUUGAGAGUUUCAUCAAACUAAUUCCGGUAAACACAGUGCGGAAUCCGUUUUUUACUUAAGCUUCCUUAGUAUUCAGUCGCUUUCUAAACGCUGCAAGUUCUCAUUAGAAAGUCGUUGGAAGCGUGAGAUACUAGUGCCUGUGUUUAUGUUUGUAGCGCAAAACGUGCCAAACAAUGCAUGGAUUCCGAUAGUCAAUGUCUUGUUAUCAUAUAGAAUGAAGGCUCCAUGUCCGAUUUUAAGAGGAAAUACUAUGCAGUGAAAAUAAGUUGGCCACCCUCCUUGAACAGGUCAAGCCGCAGACACAACCGUAUCAACAAACCACAGGAAGUGAGUAGACUCAUGAAAUGUUAGCCGAGAUUCCGAAAUGCGCUUUCGAUUGGAACGGAUUACUAUAAAGGGGAUGAAAUGCUGACUAAGGUUCAGCAAAAUGUCAACAUAUUUAAGUCCCACGGGGACGUCCGCUUUUCAAUUCACUUCUUUUCGGCUGUCUGCAAAAGCCGCAUUCGACAAAAAAUUAUUGCUUAAUUAGCAUGAUUUUUUCCAUUGAUCUCAAUGCCCUUAUUUAGUCAAAUACUUUAUACUUAACAUCUUCUUAAAAAGAUUACUUACUGUUCUUAUUUAGUAGAAAAUUUGGUCUUAAAAUUUUAUUUCCCAAAAAGGACAUCAUUUAGUCUAGGAGUUUUUAAUUGAAAGACUUUUUAAGAUUGUGGAAUUUCCACUCAUAGAGGAUCGUAUCUGCCCGUUUACUGGUUUUUUCUUUUGAAGCGUAGAACAUGGUUCAACCCCAUUGCAAAAUUUUUUUUAGCCCCGUAUAGUACCUUCUUAGUGAUAUGGAGGAAUGUAUGGCUUUACUUAUAUUGAAAAUAUGUGACAUAUAAACUAUAAACGUAAGCGCAAAAGCAACGACAGGUAGGACCCGAAAUUAUUCGGAAAUCGGAAAGCGUUUUUAGCCCAAAUAUGCCCCUUGUUUGAGUAUAGAAUCCAAGGAAGACGUGAUUUUCUGCCAGUGGAAUAUUAGAGAGCAUGUUUUUGAGAACGUCGCUAGGACAGGGAUAUGCGCAGCAAGGUUUCUUUAUGAAAAGUUGUAACCCGUUUACUUGGAUAUAAGGAGGCACAAAACGCUCCGUAGGUGCCAACUGUUUGAAACAUGUUAUAACCUUUUGCUCCAUCUUCGAAUGUGAGUGCUUUCUUCCUAGGUUUUUGCUAGAAUGCUGGAAACCGUCACCUGGAAUUCAUUAAACCCCUUCGAGGGAGUCCGACGUAACAUUGCGCAAGAUCAGCAGUCACGGUUGAUUCGCUAUGACAAUGUCACCAGUCAGUACGUGCAAGAUCAACUAAAGGAGCCCAAAUUCGGCGGUACCAAUAUUGGUGACCUGAUGCAUAAUGCGGCCAUACAGCAGGCCAUAAAAAAGGAUCAGAUGCGGGCGCAGGGGCCAUGCAGUUCACAGUGGAAAACCUCCGAACCUUUCAUGCAGCCUCAGGAGGUCUGCCAAGAUGUACAGGGCUACUGCCAGGCCGAAAAGACAGCCGCACAGCCAUGUCGUGCCCAAGCCAAACCCACGGUUCCUUUUCCGCCGGACCGGUGUCAGAUUGCGCAUGGAAUGCACUACCAGAAGGAAAGAAGACCCUAG